AUGGGCCGGAUCCCGUGCUGCGAGAAGGACAACGUGAAGCGCGGGCAGUGGACGCCCGAGGAGGACAACAAGCUGCUCUCCUACAUCACGGUCCACGGCACCCGCAACUGGCGCCAGAUCCCCAAGAACGCCGGUUUGCAGCGGUGCGGGAAGAGCUGCCGGCUGCGGUGGACCAACUACCUGCGGCCCGACCUCAAGCACGGCGAGUUCACCGACGCGGAGGAGCAGACCAUCAUCAAGCUGCACUCCGUCGUCGGCAACCGGUGGUCCGUCAUCGCCGCGCAGCUGCCCGGCCGGACGGACAACGACGUCAAGAACCACUGGAACACCAAGCUCAAGAAGAAGCUCUCCGGGAUGGGCAUCGACCCCGUCACGCACAAGUCCUUCUCCCACCUCAUGGCCGAGAUCGCCACCACGCUGGCACCGCCGCAGGUGGCCCACCUCGCCGAGGCCGCGCUCGGGUGCUUCAAGGACGAGAUGCUCCACCUCCUCACCAAGAAACGGCCCACCGACUUCCCCUCGCCCGCCGUGCCCGACAUGCCGCCCGGCGCCAGCGCCGGCAUGGCCAUGGCCAUGGGCGCGGGCCACUGCUUCGCCGCGCCGCCUCCGCAGGCCGGCGACGACACAAUCGAGCGCAUCAAGAUGGGCCUGUCCCGCGCCAUCAUGAGCGAGCCCGCCGCCGCUCCCUCCGAAGACAAGCCAUGGCCGCAACCGAGCGACAUGGCCGACAUGUACGCCGCGUUCAACCCUGUGCAAGCGACUGAGUUCCGGUACGAAGGGCCGGCGUCGGGGUACGUCCUUGGCGGCGACGGCGACCAGGGCACGUCCAUGUGGAGCCACCACAGCAUGUACAGCGGCAGCUCCGGCACCGAGGGGGGCAGGCCGCCCGCGUUGCAUGAGAAAGGCAACGACAGCGUCGGCAGCAGCCGCGGCGACGACGAGGCGGACGACUGCAAGGAGGGAGGCAAGGGAGGAUCCGACAUGUCGGGGCUCUUUGGCUCCGACUGCGCGCUCUGGGACUUGCCCGACGAGCUCACGAAUCACAUCCUGUAA
Messenger RNA from Lolium rigidum, 1053 nucleotides. RefSeq names its product transcription factor MYB80-like. Lineage: Eukaryota; Viridiplantae; Streptophyta; Magnoliopsida; Poales; Poaceae. Bases 1 to 1053 code for a protein of 350 amino acids. The transcript is spliced from 2 exons. The record is from RefSeq and is a predicted model, not a curated record.